CGUCGUAAACAAAACGUAUUUGAUUUAGCUUUUAGUUUGAAAGAACUGGAAGGGAUUCAGCUUUGCUAGGAGACUUCAACUUCCGGACGUAGCUUUGUUUCGCUCAACCAUAAAUAAUUUACCUUUCUGGUUAGGAGUCUUCCUCGUCAGGAGGAAGUGUCCUUGUCCCAAUUGAAUACAGGACUUUGAGCAGGUCAUCGGGCAGUCUCCCUAUGUCAGUCCGAAACGGGUCUGCCAGUGAUGCAGACUGCCAGAUCUCUGAGGACUGCAGUGUCCCAGAUGUUGAGCUGAUAGAGCUCGGGCCACUGCUGGAGGAAGUAGGGGGUCGGCUGGGUUCAUCUAAAGGUGUCCAUCCAGAGGGAGCAGCAAUGAUUGCUGAUGAGGAAGAGGAGGAUGAUGAGGUGGGAGAGGUUCUGACUUUACCUCUUCAGGCUCACCAUGCCAUGGAGAAAAUGGAGGAGUUUGUGCACAAGGUUUGGGAGGGUCGCUGGAGGGUCAUUCCCUUUCAUGUCCUGCCAGAUUGGCUGAAGGACAACGAUUACCUCCUGCAUGGACAUCGACCUCCAAUGCCUUCGUUCAGGGCCUGUUUCGGAAGUAUCUUCAGAAUUCACACUGAGACGGGAAACAUCUGGACUCAUCUGUUAGGGUGGAUCUUAUUCGUCUGUCUGGGCACUUUAACCAUGUUGCGCCCCAACAUGUAUUUUAUGGCACCUCUGCAGGAGAAGGUUGUGUUUGGGAUGUUCUUCCUGGGAGCAGUCCUCUGCCUCAGCUUCUCCUGGCUUUUUCAUACUGUCUACUGCCACUCGGAAAAAGUCUCUCGCACGUUCUCCAAGCUUGACUACUCGGGCAUUGCCCUCCUGAUCAUGGGUUCCUUCGUGCCCUGGCUGUACUACUCCUUCUAUUGUUCCCCUCAGCCUCGACUGAUCUACCUCACCAUUGUAUGUGUUCUCGGCAUCGCUGCCAUCAUAGUUGCCCAGUGGGACAGAUUCGCCACCCCUCGUCACAGGCCAACAAGAGCAGGCGUGUUCAUGGGUCUUGGACUAAGUGGCAUUGUCCCCACCAUGCACUUCACUAUAGAGGAAGGCUUUGUAAAGGCCACCACAGUCGGACAAAUGGGUUGGUUUUAUCUGAUGGGGGCCAUGUACAUCACUGGUGCUGGUCUGUAUGCAGCCAGGAUCCCCGAACGCUUUUUCCCUGGAAAGUGUGACAUCUGGUUUCAUUCUCAUCAGAUUUUCCAUGUUCUGGUCGUGGCGGCAGCGUUCAUUCAUUUCUAUGGCGUCUCCAACCUGCAGGAGUUCCGCUACGGCCUUGAAGGAGGAUGCACAGAUGACUCUCUACUCUAAAAAGCCCAACUGUGACUUACUUUUCUUUACAGCUACACCCACACAAACAAACACACACACACACACACACACUUAAACACGCAAAAUGCUGCUGAACAUCAGUAUAGUCUUUUUGCUCCUUCUGUACUUCUGGGUUGCUUACAUCUUCUUUGGGUUUUCGUGGUCUUUCUGCUUUGGCUCUUUUUGCUCCAGUAAAGUAGCACCUACUAGCCAAUGUAUUACGGAGGGAACAGACAUCAAUUAUUACCAUGAUAAUUGUCAGAUAAGUGUUAAACAUAGUGUUUUCAAUUAGGAAAAAAUGUGGGAUUUUAACCAAGUCUGAUAGCCUCUUCAUAGAUUCUCUCUGUUGCCCCCAAGCUCCUCGUGGUCUGUUACAGUUGCACAAAAGGGUACAGAGGGUAAUAUUAUUUAUGCUAAAGGAGAAGGCAUCAAAUGCAAGUCAUUCUCACUCACAUGCAGGUUAGAGAAUGGUUGGGAGGUCCACAGCGGCGUGGAGGCUGGGAAGAACAAACACGGCUGCGCGAGGAGUUGAAACCUGUAUGGAUGUCACCAGAUGUUUGUUUUCCUUGUACCGAUAUCGAUGGCUCAUGUUUGGCUUCUCAGCAAUAAAAAAGAGUCAGAUUUCUAAAAUCUCAUUGAAUAGAAAACUCCAGUGUUUUUAUAUUGUUUUAAGGUGAAUUUGAAACCUGUCCUGGCAGAUUGGAGAAAAGCCUCUAAUCCACCUGCAGAAUAAUUUAAUGUGCAUAGUUUUUAUUGAGGAAUCAAAUAAAUUCAUUGUUUCCGAGAACAUCUUUGAUAAAAUUAUUACAAACUAGAUGGGUUUGGAUAUUUAGGCUCCUAUUGACAAACCUCCAAAACAGAUUAAAGGUAAGCUUUUCAAUGCGACACAGGAGCUGUAAUUGUUUGUUGCUGCUGUGUAAAAAUCUAGCAACCUAAUUCAGGUUAGACUGGGACUACAGGCCAUCGCUGAUCAAUUAGGAAUAACGUUUCAGCGAUAAACUCUUAGAGUUACUAGUUCCUGAGCUGUGGCCAACGUACGGAUCUGAAACGGCGAUCAAACCGCAUCUUAGUCAGCUGGAGAGUUUUUCUUUUCUGCUUGAUUUCAGAUCUAAAAAGGUGUAAAUGUUUAGCGCACCUUACUUUACAGGAUUCGAUUCCAGACUGUAAUUCAUUAAAUGAGGUUUAAAAUAUGCUCUGGAUGAUUAGUAGAAACUUUUGCGUAUUCCUGUGCCUUAGGCCAAUGGAAAUGUUUUCAAAUAAAACGGCCUAUCUUAACAGUCAAAGGAGCAUCCAGCAUUAAGGGAUUUUUUCUUCUUUCUUGUUUUCCUCACCAUGUAUACAAUCAAAUCAUUAUUAAAGUUGCAAUUCCAUUGAUAGGUUGUACACAAUUCUGUUAAAAGACUCCUUUUUCUAGAUGAUCUUAUUCAAGCUUUAUUACAAAGACUAAACAUGAGUAUCCCUGAUUUUGUGUAAUGUUCUGUGUAGAAAGUGAUGAAUCAUACAUUUCUUUGAAAUGUAAAUCUAAAUAUUUAUUGAUGGUAAUAUUGGAAAAUUAUUGUAAUAAAUUCUUUUCCACAUGUAA
This is a messenger RNA of Girardinichthys multiradiatus, 2925 nucleotides long. RefSeq names its product adiponectin receptor 1a (gene adipor1a). Lineage: Eukaryota; Metazoa; Chordata; Actinopteri; Cyprinodontiformes; Goodeidae. Gene Ontology annotation, cellular component: plasma membrane. Gene Ontology annotation, biological process: adiponectin-activated signaling pathway. The record is from RefSeq and is a predicted model, not a curated record. The coding region runs from base 213 to 1343 and encodes 376 amino acids. Gene Ontology annotation, molecular function: signaling receptor activity. The transcript has 8 exons.